UGUUGGAUACGACGCAUAGCUAGCUAGUAGAGGAUUGAAGAAUUCCAUAGUGAUCGAGCAAAGCUUCAGUAGUCUUCCGAAAGAGAAAACGGGGAGGCUAGCAUAAAUCGAUCUAGAAAAAGAACAUGACGAUCGUGGAGAUGAGCGUGCAUAUGGACUGCGCUGGGUGUGAGAAGAAGAUACGGAAGGCAAUACAAAGAAUGGAAGGCGUCGACGAUGUGGAGAUCGACAUGGAAAGGCAGAAGGUGACGGUGAACGGGAACGUGGAGCAGAAGAAGGUGCUCAAGGCGGUGCGGAGGACGGGGAGGCGCGCCGUGCUGUGGCCGCACCCGUACACCGCCGGCGCCACCGCGGGCGUGCUCGCGCAGCAGCAGCAGCACUACCACCCCGGCGGGGGCCAGGCGCACGCAGCCCACGCGGCGCGCCCGACGUCCUCCUACAACUACUACAAGCACGGCUACGACGACUCGCUCCUCUACGGCGCCAACUCCGCCGUCGUCGGCAGCAGGGCCACCGAUUACUUCAGCGACGAGAACCCGCAGAGCUGCUCCGUCAUGUGAUGAUCCGUUGGCACGACCGCUCACACACGCGUGUUGUAAUCUGUCGUUGCUGUGCUAGUGGCGUAUGACGUCUCACGGAUUACUGUCAGAAAUUGGCACGAAUGUGCGAACAAUUCGGCGAUUUUUCAUAUCUUGGAUUUGAAGUUUCCGGGUAUAUCCUGAUCUGGAUAAAAAGGAAAAGGUUCGUCCCAGCCAUCUAUACCGGGACGGUACAAUGUGCAGUGACCAAUACAUUGGAAUGGAACCGGCCUGAGCGCGCUCCAUUAUUCCGUCUAGCACGCCACUGCACGAGCCACUGCCAGAUGCGGUACUGUGGGACACAGCAUGUGUAAUAUUCCUUGCUCCAAUAGUUUAUUCUGCCUGUCUAAUGACCGGUCGGUGAGCUUACGAGCCAUCAGGAUCAACUUACCAGUUACUAGCACCACCUUGACAAGGUUACUAACAAACGGUUGUUAAUUCCGAUGCUUUUGUUGAAGGCACAUGGCUCGGGUCUCAGGAAGAAUUUGAUUCAAAAUGCAACAAGGAAAGUGAGCUCAGAGGUGGUGUCUGGGACGAGAGACUUAUUUUUAAGUCUCUUGUCCCGUUAAAUGUUU
Molecule: messenger RNA, 1153 nt
Organism: Oryza brachyantha (malo sina)
Lineage: Eukaryota; Viridiplantae; Streptophyta; Magnoliopsida; Poales; Poaceae
Product: heavy metal-associated isoprenylated plant protein 28
Exons: 3
Coding region: 126-560 (144 amino acids)
Molecular function (GO): metal ion binding
Source: RefSeq, a predicted model, not a curated record